AUGGAAUUUUUUGUGGAUUGGGCGCUGUGGCUGAAAAUGUGCUUUCUGCCGCAAGGGAAGAAGCAGCUCAGGCCGGCAAGUCUGGGAUCAAAAUCGACUCUUACAUUUCCCGUCACUCCUCUUCCCUCCAGAGGCGGAUCCGACUACUUGGCACCCAGAACAGCGACUCUUGGCUGUCGCAAGCUGGCUUCUGUCAGCUCACCCUUGCCCUAUCCUGAAUCUCAUGAUAGUGCGAAUGUGUCGAGUUCGGGGAUCAAUGGCAGACGGGCGAAGAGUGAUUUUUUUCAUAGGAACGAGCAGGAAAGCGAGUCCGAAUCGCAUAUCUCACAGAAUGAUAACAGGUACUCUGGAUUCGAAUUUGGUGACCUGGGUGGAGUGGAGCCAUCGGAUCAGCAGCAGACAGGCGACACUGGUAGUAUAAAUUACCUCACAGAGGAAAGUGGCAGUGGUGUGGAGGCUCAGGGGUGGGGUUCUACACCUAUUGCUACUGCAUCAGAAAUCCAUCUACCUUUACAGGGCCACUCUGGCGACUCCGUGGUUAUUGAAAGCAUAGCCGGAAAGGGGCAACUUCGAUCAGUUAGUGGACCACCAUUUGAACAGCGCACUUGA
Molecule: messenger RNA, 609 nt
Organism: Histoplasma capsulatum G186AR
Lineage: Eukaryota; Fungi; Ascomycota; Eurotiomycetes; Onygenales; Ajellomycetaceae
Exons: 4
Coding region: 1-609 (202 amino acids)
Source: RefSeq, a predicted model, not a curated record